GCAGCAUCCUUCAGGAGCACAAAGGACACCAGACAACAACACAAAACCAGCAGAAGGAAACCAGAACUGUCCUUUUACACAUGAGCACUUAAAAGAAUUGAAAAGGUUUAAAAGCUAAAUAGAGCAAGUAGAACAAUGCACAGUGUGUUUUGUUUAAAGGAGGACUGAUCUACAUAUCUCCAGCAGUGACCUGACCCAUCCUGAGUGUUGAUGACAGUUGUUGUUUUGCCUUAUAACAGAGGCAUGCUUUUUUGCAAUCUCAAUGGACAAGGAAUAAUUUCAUAGCCACUACAUCCUGAUUCAGUGGAGAGACCUGGACGCAGCAUUUGGAUGCAGGAACAUGAGGACACGCAGCGGGGCACCAGCAGUGCCCAGGUUGGGGUACUUCCAGCGGGGCGGGGCAGCAGUAUGGGCGCAGUCCCGGUGGAGGACAUGCAGGUGCUGUCAAUCACCUCUCUCUCCACCUCUGAGGUGGAACAGCAGUAUGAGCUGAUUGCUCCUCUUGGGAAGGGCACCUAUGGAAAAGUUGAUCUGGUGGUGCACCGGACACAGGGCACUAAACUCGCUCUGAAGUAUGUGAGUAAGAACAAGACAAAGUUGCGUAGUUUUUUGCGUGAGUACAGCCUGACUGUCGCGCUGGGCUGCAGUCCGUUCAUCAUCAAAGUGCUGAACAUUCUGUUUGAGACCGAGGACAGCUAUGUGUUUGGUCAGGAGUACGCACCUGCGGGAGACCUGUUUGACAUUAUCCCACCUCAGGCCGGUUUGCCGGAGGAAAUGGUCAAACGUUGCGUUCAGCAGCUGGGUUUAGCUUUAGACUUCAUGCACAGUAAAAGUUUCGUUCAUCGGGAUGUGAAGCCAGAAAACGUUCUUCUAUUCGACCGUGAGUGUCGACGUGUCAAAUUGGCUGAUUUAGGAAUGACUCGCCGGGCGGGCAGCAGAAUCAAACGAAUCAGCGGUACCAUCCCCUACACCGCGGCCGAAGUGUGCCAGGCCUCGGUAUCAGAGGGUAUCGUUGUGGCAACGACCCAGGACGUUUGGGCAUUUGGAGUUCUGCUGUUCUGCAUGCUUACGGGAAAUUUUCCUUGGGAAGUUGCAUUGCCUAGUGAUGCAUUCUUUUCAGAGUUUCAGCGCUGGCAGCGGGGGGCGUGUCUGCCCGGCGCCGUACCGUCCCAGUGGAGGCGUUUUUCUGACGAUGCGCUGCGCAUGUUUGGCCGGUUGUUGGCGCUGGAGCCAGAGCGGCGCUGCGGUGUUAAAGAAAUGUUUUACUUCCUGAAAUAUGACCUGCUGAAUCAUCAUCGCCAUAGAGCUUCCUGUCGGGCUUCAAGGAGAAGUUCCACGCAUUGCUCCACCCACAGACACGCAGAGCCCUCCCCUCCUUCUGGCACUUCUUGUCUAUGCCCCACCCCCCUCAAACGUAGCAUCCUGUCCGAGCCACAUUCUUCUAGAGAGGAUACAUCUAAAAGUCCAUCUCCGAACCGUCAAGACAAGAGUAAAAUGAUGAUGACCACUCCAAUUGAAAUUUGUGUAUGAAGCCAAUACCGCAGGUCUCAAAGUAUGGUUUUUUCUGGACGACCUGAGAUUUUUUUCAAAAUGGUAUCAAUAUUACAUUAACUAGGAAAAAUAGCAAAGGCAAGAAUGACAGCAGACUCCAUAUUAUAUGACAGAAGUCUACAGCACAAACUACCAUAAAUGUAGGUCCUAAAAACUCUCUAAACCUGGUGACUCUAAAACUCUCCUGAUUUAAAAAAGAUUUGUCACUUAAGUAUUGAAUUAAGCGUAAUCGCUUUCAUUUUAAAGGAAGAGUUCACCCAAAAAUGAAAAGUCUGUCAUCAUAUACUCACCCUCAGUCUUUUCCAUAUUGGUUACUGGGGACGACAAUCUCCAAAAAUGACAAAAAAAGCAUCUUUAAAGUAAUCCAUACAACUUGCUAUGUUUUUCUGAAGGCAUAUGAUAGUUUAGUGGGAGAACACACACAAAAAGUUGAUGAUGAUCUCAUCUUUUCUUCAUGUAAGGAUGUGUUGCACCAAUAUAAAUAUCAACUAUGUCAAAUUGUUGACAACACUUGAGUUAAAUGAGGUUUUGAAACUUAAACCUGUGCCUUUACCUCACACAAAGCUGUUAUAUGGCCCAAAAGACUUGGAAUAUAGUGUACUAUAUAGUAUAGACUAGUUUUAAGGUGCUUUCUUUGUCAUUUUUUGAGCGUUUUCAAUUCAAUUUUCAAAAUUUCAUGAGAGUGAGGAAAGAUGGCAGAAUUUUCAUUUUUGAAUGAACUAACCAUUUAAAGGGAUAGUUCAUCCAAAAAUGAUCAUUUAUUCACCCUCAUGUGUAUGACUUUUUUCUUCUGUAGAACACAAAUGAAGAAUAUCUGAGCUCUGUUGGUCCAUAAAAUGCAAGUAAAUGGUGGCCAAAACUUUGAAGCUCAAAAAAGUACAUUAAGGCAUAUUACGCCCCGGCUCUAGGGGAAUACAAAUCACCAAAGAGGCGCAACAAAUAAUUAUUGGGUUGUGGAAAUGGAAUCCCAGAACGCAUCACUCCGGUCGACAACCAAAAACUCUUGCACAAAAUUGAAGCAAAAAGUAAGUAAUUUAUUAAAGAAUAACAAGUGAAAUAAAGAGCAAAUCUUCAAGGUGUCCAAAAGGCCAAAAUAACAAACAAAACGAAUAUAGAAAGUAAAAGGGAAAAUUAAUAACCUACUCAAAUAUCAAAAGAAAAUACAUUUAUCUUACCUAACUCCCUGCCCAAAAAACAGAGAUCAAACAAUUACAAAAUAAACAAGGCAGGACACCCCUACGCUCCACACUGUUAAGAUGGUUUAGACCUUAGGAGAACGGCUCAAAGGUUAUCACAAGAUGCACGUUCACUUGAACUAAAUAAAGUUUCUAAUACACAAUUUGAUCAUCGGCCGGAGGAGGGAUUCCGGAGCUCUCAACCCACGUCGCGACCGAACCAAGAAUGAGCUCCCAGACAAGUGCCAGCAGCGUCCUUAUAAAGACCACGCCCUGACUGGACAACCAAUGGCGUUCGUGCACCCCGAUCAUUGGACAACCUAUUAGAAAUCAGAAAAACAAAAAAAAAAACAAAAGAGAGAGAAAAAAGAAAAAGACAGAGCAAUAGAGAAAACAAUUAGCUACAUAAACACAGGUCAUAACAAGGCAGCAUAAAAGUAAUCCAUAAGACUCCAGUGGUUUAAUCCAUGUCUUCAGAAGCAAUAUGAUAGGUGUGGGUGAGAAACAGAUCAAUAUUUAAACCCUUUUUGCUAUAAAUCUCCACUUUCACUUUCAAACUCUGAAAAUGAAAGGGAAAGUGGAGAUUUAUUGUAAAAAAGAAAAAAAAAGAUAUAUAUCAAAUAGUAUGAAAUAUUGAUGUGUUUCUGACCCAAAGUAACUGCAUCGCUUCAAACCACCGGAGUCCUAUAGAUUACUUUUAUGCUGCCUUUAUGUGAUUUCUGGAGCUUGAAAGGUCUGGUCACCAUUCACCUGCAUUGUGAUGACCAACAUAGCUUAACUAUUCUUGAAAAAUAUUUGUUUGUCUUCAGCAGAAGAAAGAAAGUCAUACACAUCCAGGAUGGCAUGAGGAUGGGUAAAUGAUGACAGAAUUUUCAUUUCUAGGUCAACUAUCCCUUUAAUGUAAUAUGGCUACCAUAACUUCACUUUUAGUGCAUUAAAAACCAAAAAGUUCAACGAAGAAGGGAAGACAAAGAUCUUUUCGUUGUGAAGUUAUCAUCGUCACGUGACUUUUCAACCAGCCUAUUACAAAAUCAUCCAUCUGCACCAAUAGAAGAAAAAGAUUAUUUUAUACUGGACUAAGAUACAAACAUUAAAACAGAACUCAAUGCCAUGUUGACUUGGAGACAUCACUGCCUAUUUGUUGAACUUUUGAAAGACACAAAUACACAGAAAGACAUUCUUUAAAGCUUCCUCUGCUGUACAUUUCGAGUUUUUUUUUAAGAAUAACGGCACAGUCUCCGUAGAUUACAGGGAUUUUAGUAUGUGUGUUUGUAGCUGAUGUGUAUAUUCAAGCACCAACUUUCCAUGAAAUCUUUGAAGAUAUCCAUCAGGAGCUGUUCAUUUUUGUGGGAGUUUUUUUAAACUGUUCUGAUCUGUUCUGUGUUUUUCUGUAAUGGGUCAAUUAGGCUAGAAAAGCCUCAAGGGAUUGCUCAAAAACACAAGAACAUCUGCUCUCUAGAACAUUGUUACAGUUCUUUGUCCGGUGUAGUGCUAAUUUGUAGAGAAAGGAAUAAUAAACUAUCACUUAACUUAAACAGAGAUUACUUUUAGUCUUAAACUAAUGUCUCACCCCCCCAAAAAUCUGGAUUAAUCUGGAACAACAUGAGGGGGAGUAAAUAAUAAGGGGUUAUUUGCAAUGAUUUUAUGCACUAUUCCUUUAGUUCAAGUGUAUGUUUACAUAUAGCUAUAGAAGAAUAUUAGAUAUUGAUUGUGGCAGUAGAUAACUGUUAAAGUCUUAAAAUAUUUGAGGAUACUUUGCAAAUUAGCACAAGUUUCUCAUUAACAACAUGCUCAUAGGACAGAAUAUAAGAAGUACUACAAACAAUAUGGUGCUCUGUCAUACAUGCAAACGACUAGUUGAUGUUAUGAAACAAUAACAAUCAUAGAACAGUUUAAUAGUUAUGGAUUCUGUUCUUGUUAGUCACUGAAUUCUGUAAAAAGUAUAUAGUUGAAAAUUACCUUGGAAUAUCAAUUCAAAGAAACAGCUGGUAUUUAUAAAUAUCAAAUUAAUAAAUACACAUAAAACUGGAUGUUAUUUAGCUGCUGUGAGUAGGAAAUGCCAUAGAUUGUUCUGACUGAUU
Messenger RNA from Xyrauchen texanus (razorback sucker), 4807 nucleotides. It is a transcript of the gene sbk1, whose product is annotated as SH3 domain binding kinase 1. NCBI's taxonomy places the organism in Eukaryota, Metazoa, Chordata, Actinopteri, Cypriniformes, Catostomidae. The coding region runs from base 331 to 1530 and encodes 399 amino acids. Gene Ontology annotation, molecular function: protein serine/threonine kinase activity; ATP binding. The record is from RefSeq and is a predicted model, not a curated record. Gene Ontology annotation, biological process: peptidyl-threonine phosphorylation; peptidyl-serine phosphorylation. The transcript has 4 exons.